CUCUGACAAGAGGUCUUAUCAACCAAGAUAUUCGACAAAAUGGACAAGAUAGUAUGUUCAUAAUCUCGGAAAAGAACUGCGAGAUAUUGAGUUUCAAAAAAAAAAAAAAAAAACUGCGAGAUAAUUAAGUUAUACUUAAUCCUCUAUGUGUUUCAAAUAACCAUCUAUACAUUGUAUACUAGACUUGUCUGAUUUCUUGCAUUAUACAGUUACUGUCAAAAACAUCAAAAUCCAAAUUACAUAAAUUGUUAUUUAUCAAGUUAUUGAUUUCAAUGUCACUCUUACAAAAUCUGAAUUACGGAUUCCUUGUUUCAUCGUGAAUUUUAUACUGUCACAUAUGUGAGUUUUUCAUAUGUCAUGGUUAAACGUUUUUAAAAAAUAGCCAAGUGGAUUUUUUUUUAAAUUAAUAUGUGAAUAAUGAAGAUAAAAAUUUAAAAUGUGAUCAUUUUUUUUUGUAGAAGAUAUUAUAAAGUAUACCAGGCCUACAUAAUUCAUAUAUAUGUGUGUGUGUGUUUGGAUUGUACCUAGGGACCACAAUUUAUGUAUAAAUAAGUCAUUUUCUUAACCAAUCAAUUUUGUUUGGCACUUCAAGAGUUCUUAUAUAUUUUAUCAAAAAAAAGAGUUCUUAUAUUUUUAUAGUAAGUUCCUCUAAUAUCUCUUUUACAGUUAAUCAAUAUAGUUUUAAAUGAUUGACAAAUAAAGAAGACUAAUUAAUUGCUGUCAAAAAAAGAGAAGACUAAUUAACUACGUCUCUAAUACAUCGUUACAUUGACUUGUGACGGAAACCUGCUAGUCAGAACAUAUGGCCAAAAAAACUGUAAAUUACAGUAUCAUUCUAAAGUUACCGGUCUAAAUAUAUAACUAAAUGAUUGUGGUCUAGUAGUGACAUUCCAUAAUAUUGUAGAUGUUUUAACGGCAAAAAUGUCUGAAAAUUUUGUGAAACAUAGGAAUUAGUUAGUAUGGAUUUGGACCAGUGUUUAUUGGGUUAAAAAGUAUAAAUGUCAUUUCUAUGGUUUUCAAACUAAAGACUUCUAAGCCUCACUUGUUAACCUUCAAAUAUCCUUUAUCAUCUUUCUCCAUCUGCACUCUCGAUGCUACUAUCUCUGUAUAAUGUAAUGUCGUCGCCUCCAAGUUACCACACAAAAGUCUUAUGCAAAUAUCGUGUGAUCGUAGGCGUGGCCGUGAUCUUCUUCGUGCUCGUCUUCUUCAACCAAACAUACCUCAAUUCACAAUCUUUCGAUAGUAACAUUUUCACCAUAAAGUAUCAACAGAGACUCGUGGAGCCUAAAGAGACGGCCACAAACUUGAGCCAUUUGAUGUUCGUUCUGGUUGGGGGCUCAAGUACGUGGAGGGAUCGAAAAGUGUACGUAGAAUCAUGGUGGAGACCAAACAAGACACGCGGUUAUAUCUUCUUUGACGUGGAGCCGUCGGAAGAGUUCCAGCCUUGGUCUCGGGCCUUGCCGCCGUUAAAAGUCAACGAAGACCUCAAGAAACUGAAGAUUUACCCGAGGCUUAGAAACCGAAUCCACACUCGGAUCUAUAGGUCCAUUCUUGAGAAUUACAGGCUUAAACAAGACGAGGAUGUGAGAUGGUAUGUGACAGGUGAUGAUGACAGUGUUUUCUUCGUAGACAACAUGGUGGAUGUGUUGUCAAAAUAUGAUCACAGGGAAAAACAUUACAUUGGAAUGUUCUCGGAGACGAUAAAGUCAAAUUUUUACUUCUCGUUUGACAUGGCGUUUGGAGGAGGAGGAUAUGCUCUAAGUUAUCCCCUAGUGGAGGCUUUAGUGGAAGAAUUGGAUAAUUGUAUUGAGAGGUACUAUUACAUUUGGGGAGUGGAUCAUUUACAAAGUAUGUGUUUGGCUGAUUUGGGCGUUGAUCUUAGCCUCGAUAAAGGAUUUCACCAGCUGGAUCUACGCGGUGACUUAUCAGGCUUCCUCUCGUCUCAUCCAACGGCUCCUCUUGUCAGCUUCCACCACUUCGGAUCCCUCGAACCAAUUUUCCCGAGCAUGGACCAUCCUGGCUCAGUACGUCACAUCAUGAAAGCGGCCAACGUUGACCAAACACGGAUCGUCCAACAGUCGAUCUGCCACGUCAGAGCCACUAGCUGGACCUUCUCGGUCUCGUGGGGAUACUCUGUGCAUAUCUAUGAGAAGAUAUUCGCACGCAGCUACUUGAAGCGUCCUAUAGAGACAUUCCGUCCUUGGCUUCGAGGACGGCCUCCUUUAUACAUGUUUAACACGAGACGGGUGUCUAGAAAUCCAUGUGAAGCUCCGCACUGGUUCUUCUUCGAUUCGAUUGAACAAGAGAACGAUGGAGUUGUUACUUCCUACACAAGGAAGUUUCCUAGAAACAUGACUUCUUGCUCCUUCUUUGGUAAUACUUCUGCGGAUCCUCUUGCUUCUAUCCGUGUCUUCUCUCCCAAAACUCCCAAACCGGGGAGAAAAGUGGAAUGUUGCGACGUGGGAUAUGAAGGUGCAGAUGUUGCAAACAUAAGGCUUCGAGAUUGUAGGAGACACGAAAUCAUCGCCUAAUGAAAAACGGAAAGCACGAAUUAAUAUUUGGUUAUAUUUGUAGUUUUCAAUCUUUUAUCUGAUUACAUUUAGUUCCUAAGCUUUUUUAAUAUUAUUGAAAAGGACACCAAUUUAAAAGGUCAAAAAGUAAUAGUAUGUAUGUGCCAACAUGUAAUGAUAUAUUCUCUAAAAAAAACA
Messenger RNA from Brassica rapa (field mustard), 2708 nucleotides. RefSeq lists its product as uncharacterized. NCBI's taxonomy places the organism in Eukaryota, Viridiplantae, Streptophyta, Magnoliopsida, Brassicales, Brassicaceae. The record is from RefSeq and is a predicted model, not a curated record.